Molecule: messenger RNA, 769 nt
Organism: Cynara cardunculus var. scolymus (artichoke)
Lineage: Eukaryota; Viridiplantae; Streptophyta; Magnoliopsida; Asterales; Asteraceae
Product: ubiquitin-conjugating enzyme E2-17 kDa-like
Exons: 5
Coding region: 117-563 (148 amino acids)
Biological process (GO): protein polyubiquitination
Cellular component (GO): nucleus
Molecular function (GO): ubiquitin conjugating enzyme activity
Source: RefSeq, a predicted model, not a curated record
CAUAAGAGUAGCGUAAUCUACACAUAGCGUAACAGAAACAACAAUUCAAAACCCUAGCUCUGUUCUUCCUGCAGGUAAUUGACUGUUUCUGCAGGCAUAGUGAUCAGAAUCUUCUUAUGGCUUCAAAGAGGAUUCAGAAGGAGUUGAAGGACUUGCAAAAGGAUCCUCCUGCUUCUUGCAGUGCUGGCCCUGUUAGCGAAGACAUGUUCCAGUGGCAAGCAACCAUUAUGGGCCCUUCAGAAAGUCCUUUUGCUGGUGGAGUAUUUCUUGUGUCCAUUAACUUCCCACCAGAUUACCCAUUCAAGCCACCAAAGGUCUCCUUUCGAACCAAGGUAUUCCAUCCGAACAUAAACAGCAAUGGUAGCAUUUGUCUUGACAUCCUGAAGGAACAGUGGAGUCCUGCACUUACCAUCUCCAAAGUUCUGCUUUCAAUUUGCUCACUGUUGACCGACCCGAACCCUGAUGAUCCUUUAGUGCCCGAGAUUGCUCAUAUGUACAAGAACGAUAGGGCGAAAUAUGAGGCUACGGCUCGAGCUUGGACCCAGAAAUAUGCCAUGGGCUAGGGGAGUUAUGGAUCUACCUUUAGAAUGUGAAAAGUGUGUGCUUUCUAGUGAAUAAACCACCUCAUGAUAUAGAAAAACUGCUUGUGGCUUUGGUUGCUUCCUAUGAUUUAAGAAGAAAACAACCCCUAGUAUUUCUAUAAAACAAUGUGGCUUUGCUUCUAAUGCAUAUCGACCGUAUAUAAAUACAUUUGAGGGGUGUUUGGUUA